AUGCAAGAAUUCGAUGAUAUCGACGAUAGUUUGUUAUUGAAUUAUUGUAAAACCAUUCCUAAACUUGAAUUACACGCUCAUUUAAAUGGAUGUAUUCGUCAAAAAACGUUUCAUGAAUUAUUAUCAAAAACUUCUCCCACUGACUUAGCCUGUUUAUUAUCGAUUGAAGAGAAAGAACGUCUAGCUACAACAUCACAUAAUCGAAUGUCUUUAAUAUUUGAUAAAUUUGCAUUAUUACGUUCUUGUGUGACGAAAUUAGAGGAUGUUAAACGAAUUACAUAUGAAACAUUGGAAGAUUUUUAUCUCGACAAUGUUAUCUAUGUUGAGCUUCGUACAAAUCCUCGUUCACUAUUAGAUGGUAGUACUAAACGUGAUUAUAUCCAAUGUGUUCUUGAUGUUAUGAAUCAGUUUCAAUACGAUCACGAGAAUAAAUUUCAUAGUCGAUUAUUAUUAUCAAUUGAUCGUGCACAAACGAUCGAACAAGGUUUUGAAACAUUAAAAUUAGCGAAAGAAUGUUCGUUGAAUGGUAUUGAAUUAUCAGGUAAUCCGAAUUACAAAACAUUUAAUCAAUUUCGUCCAAUAUUUGAAAAUUGUGGUUUAUUGACAACAAUACAUACUGGUGAAUUACCAGAUGACGAAUGUUUAAAAGAAAAUACUUCUAUACUCGAUUUUAAACCACAGAGAUUAGGACAUUUUAAUUACUUUACUCCAGAACAGUAUGAACGUGUUCGACGUGAACAAAUUCCUAUUGAACUAUGUCCAACAUCAAAUUAUCUAACAAUGAAUUUGAAACAUAUGAAUGAACAUAAUUUUAAAAGAUUUUAUCAAAUGAAUCAUCCUUUAUGUUUAUGUACUGAUGAUAGUGGAAUAAUGAAUUGUUCAUUAUCAACAGAAUUGUAUCAUAUAGCUAAAGCAUUUCAGUUAAAUCAAACAAAUGUUUACCAAUUAAUGCGCAAAACAUGUCAGUAUAUAUUUGAUAAACAAUUAAUUCAAACAUGUCAAUCUGUUUUGGAUAAAUAUGAAAAAGAAGCACGCUAA
This is a messenger RNA of Didymodactylos carnosus, 1038 nucleotides long. The record is from the annotation of a GenBank genome assembly. Lineage: Eukaryota; Metazoa; Rotifera; Eurotatoria; Philodinida; Philodinidae.